Messenger RNA from Arachis duranensis, 2555 nucleotides. RefSeq lists its product as uncharacterized. Lineage: Eukaryota; Viridiplantae; Streptophyta; Magnoliopsida; Fabales; Fabaceae. The transcript has 3 exons. The coding region runs from base 1835 to 2419 and encodes 194 amino acids. The record is from RefSeq and is a predicted model, not a curated record.
UCUCUCAUUCUCAAUUUCGAAAACGGCACACCACACAGAGGCACGGCGCUGGCAGCUCACCUCAGUUCACCGCCACCGCACGCUCGCCGCCGUCGCCGUGCCUCUAAUAGGAUCAUCCGCAUCGUAUGCUCGCGAGUCGCCUCUCGCAUUUCUCUUCCGUCUGUGCUGUGUGCUCCGCCGCACGCAUCUCACGCGCCCGCCGGUGAGUGCUCGAGCAGUGCUUCCUGCAGCCGUGUAGCGGGUCGUCGUCCUACGCCAUCACAGAAGCCAAACGCCUGGUGUGCUCCACUGCUCGCGUCUUGCCUCUCUUCCUGCAACUGUGCUUACUGGUGAGUGCUCGCGCUCACAGCGCCGAGCCUCCAUCUCUCCCUCGCCUCGCUUCCGUGGUUGUUGCAGCCUGAACUGAUUCUCGUCGUCCACAUUCUGCCACUAAAUUUUUACUUAUCAGAGAUGUAUUAUUUGAUUUGUUUGGCGUACCAAGUUGAUACAUACCAUGUUAUUAGAUAGAGUGUGAGUACCACACAAAACCACUCUUCAUCUAAUCUUUUGCAUCUUCUGAUAAUCAUCAUCACUAGCAUGGGGCUGGAGCUUCAGGUUUCCAUUUCCAUGAUCCUCCCUUUCUUCAUCUUGUUUAUGUUAUUCACCAUCUUUUGGACAUCAAAGGCUAAGAACUCAUCAAACUCAAAAUUGCCACCAGGACCAAGAAAACUACCUCUCAUAGGUAACAUUUACAAUCUUGGAUCUCUGCCUCAUCACUCCCUAGCAAGAUUGGCAAAGCAAUAUGCUCCUCUUAUGCAUAUUUAGCUUGGUGAGCUUUCCUGCAUGGUGGUAUCUUCAGCUGACACGGCCAAAGCUCUGAUGAACACUCGUGAUAUCAAGAAGUGUAUAUAGAAUUCAUGAAGGAUGUCAUGGAGGCAGUUUCAGAGUUCUCUGUUGUUGAUCUGUAUCCUUCCAUUGGAGUUCUUGAGGUUCUUACCGAGUUCAGGAAAAAAAUGACAAGCUUCACCGAGAAGUGGAUAGGAUACUUGAGAACAUUAUGACAGAUCAUAGGGACAAAAUUACAGUUGGUGGUGGAGGAGGGGAAGAUCUUGUUGAUAUUAUUUUAAGGCUUCAAAAGCAGAAUGAUCUCCAAUAUCCCUUAUCUGACAGUGUUGUCAAAGCAAUCAUUUUGCUCCAGACAAAGAAAAGGCAAUAACUUUUUCGAACCCCACUUCCCAUUUUUUUCAAAGUUCGAAUCUUUUGCCCUUAUCAUGUCAAUUCAACCAAAAACCGAACCUGGGUCACCCCCCAUUCUCUGCUUGGAGACGAUGAGCAUUCCUGAGCUCAUUCAAAUUCUUCGAGUUAAGUGGCAAAAGGAGGAUUAUGACAGAGUUGAAAAGGUUUUGGUAGCAAGAGAGGAAAAACUUAAAACCAAGGUUGGUCAACUUGAAGAGAAGUUUCAGGUUCAGAGUCUAGCUGCAAUUGAUGCUGAGAAGGUACAAGGGCUUUAUGAGACGUUGUUUAAGGAAGUGAAGGAAAGUGGGUUGGACAAGAAAACCAUUGAGAAUUUGAGGAAGAAGAACAAGGAGUUAGAGUGCGAGAAUAGUAAGUUGUUGGAGUUGAAGAACAAAUGUGAAGUUGAUGGCAAUGCUGUCGAUGAAUUAAGGAAGAAAGUGGCUGAGUUAGAGGCUGAAAAGAAGAAUAAUUUGGAUACCAUUACUGAGUUGAAUGAUAAAAUUGUAGAUCUGAUCAACUUUAAAGUUGCGGGAAAAAAGAUUGGUUUGGGAGAGAUAGAAAAAUUUAUCAAAAAUAAAAAGAACUUCAUGGGUACAAGAGAAAUAAUGAUCCUUUAUCCAUGUGGAGUGAGCACUUUCCUUUUAUGUUAAUGGCUGAUGAGUAUGGACAAUGUUCUACUGAUGUAAAAUUAGUUCAUGAUGUGGAUGAUAUUGGUAUAGCUCAAUACUUACAGGUUAUUGGAGGUCGAUUGUUAUCUAUUGGUCGAACUCAAGAAUUGAAACAUGCAAGUGCUACUUUUGACAAGAAAAGUAUGGAAAAACUUAUGCAGGAGAAUCUAGAAAAAGAGAAGAAACUCCGGGUUGCUUUAGAACAGAUAGAAUUAAAAGAUGAAAAAAUGAAAGGUUUGAUGGAGAAGAUGUUACUAUUAGAGGAAAAGGAGAAGAAAUUAGAUGAAGAUAAAGUUGAUUUGCAGACAAAAGUGAUGGAGAUGACGAUGGAGAAGAAGACUUUGGAGACCGACAAGAAGAAUCAUGGAUUUGAUAUGUUUAUCUUGGGGUUUGAUAGAGCUGUGGAGCAGGCGAGGUUUAUUGCGCCGACAUUGGACUUUGCUGUCAUGGAUCCAUGCAAGGUGGUCAUUAAUGGUCAGCUGGUUGAUGAUGAUGAGGAUCAAGAGAGCGAAAGUGAAGAUGUGGCAGUUGCUUGAUGUUUGUUCUAUACUUCUAUGUGAAAGAAUAUAUUUUUUGUUUGUGUUUAAAUAUAUGGUAUUGCAUGGGUUUUGAUUGUAAUAUUUUGGUAGACUUAUGUUGAGUUUAACCAGGUCAAAUAUAAAAUGUUUGCUA